CGCCAUAGGCAAAGAUGGGGGGCGUGUUCAUAGAAAUGGCACUAUGCUGUCAAACCAAAAUAGGAAUGCAACCUGUGAAAAAAGUUGCACCUAAUCUACCUGCCUAGGAAGGAGCGUGAUUGAUGCCGUGAGUCCGGUGUUGGAGAGAUUAGUCAGAGAAGGGCUGCUGGAAAUGGAGCGUCGAUACAGAUGAGCUGCUACCUCCAACUUACAGUAUUCCCCGUCAACCCUUAGGGUGCCUUUCUGUGGGAAUACCUCACCAAGACCUGAACUGGACCUGACUCGCCUGCAGCAUCCAAGCAUUCAGUGUCUUAGAAUCUCUCAUAAUCAACUGAAAGACUGGUACUUAAAUUGAAAGGGUACUGAUCACUAAAGCAACCAUAUCACGUAACUCCUCAAUAACUGUCUUUAGAAGUAURAUCCAAGAUGMCUCCCACCACCAUGGAGGCGGCGGACAUCGUUGUWGUGGUGCUGUACUUCAUCCUGGUCCUUGCCAUUGGCUUCUUCGCCAUGAUGAAAGCCAAUCGGAGCACUGUGAGCGGUUACUUCCUAGCCGGCCGAUCAAUGAACUGGGCUAUGAUUGGUGCCUCUCUGUUCGUCAGCAACAUUGGCAGCGAGCAUUUCAUUGGCCUUGCAGGGUCCGGGGCGGCCAGCGGGUUCGGAGUCGCCGCAUGGGAGUUCAAUGCCCUCCUGCUCCUCCAGCUCCUGGGCUGGGUGUUCAUCCCUGUUUACAUCCACUCUGGGGUCUACACAAUGCCUGAGUACCUGGCCAAGCGCUURGGCGGCCGACGGCURAAGGUCUACUUCGCUGCUCUGUCUCUGUUGCUCUACAUCUUCACCAAGCUCUCUGUGGACCUGUACUCCGGCGCGCUCUUCAUCCAGGAGUCACUGGGCUGGAAUCUCUAUCUGUCCAUCAUCCUCCUCAUCACCGUGACCGCGCUGCUGACCGUCACAGGGGGCCUGGUUGCGGUCAUCUACACCGACACCCUCCAGGCGUUCCUGAUGAUUGGCGGCGCGCUAUGCCUAACCGCCAUUAGCCUGGUAAAAGUGGGUGGCCUGGAAGGGGUGCGGACCAAGUACAUGGAAGCCAGACCGAACAUCACAGCGAUAUUAGCAUCCUCCAACUUCACCUACAUCCCCUCCUGCCACGUGGAGCCCAAGCCCGACUCCCUGCGCAUCUUAAGGGGCCCGCUGGACAAGGACCUCCCCUGGCCGGGCUUCCUCCUGGGCCAGACCCCGGCCUCCAUCUGGUACUGGUGUGCCGACCAGGUCAUUGUCCAGCGGGUGCUAGCCGCACGGAGCAUCUCCCACGCUAAAGGCUCCACACUGAUGGCCGGCUUCCUCAAGAUCCUGCCCAUGUUCAUCAUCGUCAUUCCCGGGAUGAUCUCCCGCAUCCUGUUUGCAGAUGAGCUGGCGUGUAUCAGCCCAGAACACUGCAUGGAGGUGUGUGGAUCCAGGGCUGGGUGUUCUAACGUAGCCUACCCCCGCCUGGUGAUGUCCGUCAUGCCGGUGGGUCUGCGUGGCCUGAUGAUGGCGGUGAUGAUCGCAGCGCUCAUGAGCGACCUGGACUCCAUCUUCAACUCCGCCAGCACCAUCUUCACCUUGGACAUUUACAAAAUGGCGCGGGAGCGGGCGUCYUCGAGGGAGCUGAUGGUGGUGGGGCGUGUGUUCGUGGUGUUCAUGGUGGUUAUCAGCAUCGCCUGGYUUCCUGUKAUCAUCGAGAUGCAGGGAGGCCAGAUGUUCUACUACAUCCAGGAAGUGUCUGACUACCUGACCCCGCCCAUCGCUGCCCUAUURCUGCUGGGCGUCCUAUGGCGGCGRUGCAACGAGACUGGUGCAUUCUGGGGUGGCAUAGUGGGYUUCGCGUUGGGCGCCACGAGACUGYUGCUUGCGUUCGUCUACAGAGAGCCCCACUGCGACGAGCCGGACGAGCGGCCGUCUUUUGUCAAGGACGUCCAUUUCAUGUACGUGGCAGCCGGGCUGUUCUGGGUCUCAGGACUGGUGGCUGUGGUGGUUAGCCUCUGCACCCCUCCACCGAGCAUAGAGCAGGUCCGCACCACUACCUUCUGGGGGCUACGCCAAAGAAACACAACUCCAAACAUGGAGAGAGACGAGGAGAUGAGCAAGCUGAACCCCCAAAGUAAGACCCAUGUCAAUGGGAACGGCUGCAUGGACAAGGAGACGCCCAAAGACCUCCAUAAUGGUGUCAAUGGGGUGGAGGCUUUAUCCUAUAUGGAGGCUCCAUCUAAUCUCCAAAAUGGCGGCCACCUAACCUUUCCAAACACCGGAAUGGCGGUAGACCAAGAAAAGCCUUGGGUGGUCUGCUGUGGAGGAGUAGGAGGGGAGAAGGGGAGGUGUGUGAGGGUUCUAGAGUGGUUCUGUGGGUUUAAGGAGGAGCCGGCUAAGACCCGGCCCAGAUCAGCCGAGGAGGAAGAGAGGCUUUUGCAGGAGAUGCUCCAGGAGACCCCCAGAACCAGACUCGUCCUCAACAUGGGCCUGGUGCUGGUCUGCUCUGUGGGGGUGUUCCUCUUCAUCUACUUCUCUCUGUAGGAGGGGAUCUCAACCUGUGAUGUACACAAUAUAGUUUAUAUGUAAUAUGUCUACAUGUGACAUCUAAAGAAGUGUUUCUUCUUUCUGUGUUUCCUACGCCACCCCAAAAGUUCAAGCCCAGUGAAUCAGGUGUGCUUGAGCUGGGCUAGAACAAAAAUGUCCAACCUUGGUGGUACUCCAACAUGGACUCAGGGGUAGACGUAACAUAGGAAACGUAAACCUAGUAUGUAACGUUACAUUACGUAUGGUACAGUGCCUUAAAGUAUUCACACCGCUUUACUUUUUUCAAAAUGUUAUUACAAAGUGCGAUUAAAAUAAUGUAAUUGUCA
Salvelinus sp. IW2-2015 is the source of this 2879-nucleotide messenger RNA. Its product is annotated as sodium/myo-inositol cotransporter-like. The record is from RefSeq and is a predicted model, not a curated record. Gene Ontology annotation, cellular component: plasma membrane. Gene Ontology annotation, biological process: myo-inositol transport; transmembrane transport; inositol metabolic process. Gene Ontology annotation, molecular function: D-glucose:sodium symporter activity. NCBI's taxonomy places the organism in Eukaryota, Metazoa, Chordata, Actinopteri, Salmoniformes, Salmonidae.